Lolium perenne is the source of this 1368-nucleotide messenger RNA. Its product is annotated as protein LEAD-SENSITIVE 1. NCBI's taxonomy places the organism in Eukaryota, Viridiplantae, Streptophyta, Magnoliopsida, Poales, Poaceae. The record is from RefSeq and is a predicted model, not a curated record.
CGUCAAGAUAACCAGCGGCCUAAUCCCGCGAUUCGCACUUCACCUCUCCCUCCUGCUCCAGCCCGGCCAGUAGCCACCGGGUGAGAGUGAGAGUGUGAGACGAGAGCUAGCUAGCUUCUUCCCGCAUCACUCAGACCACCAACUCCCCACGCCGGCGGGCGGCUGCGGAGGCAGCACCAGCCGAAUUCCGGCGCUCACAAGGAUGGGGCUGCUGUCGCACCGGGUGGAGCGGUCGGAGCUGAAGCCCGGCGACCACAUCUACACAUGGCGCGCCGCCUACUCCUACUCCCACCACGGUAUUUACGUGGGUGGUAGCAAGGUGGUCCACUUCACAACGAAGAAAGAGGCGGGAACGGCCGGCCUGGACUCAGCCGUGGCCAUGUCCAGCCUCAUCUCCGGCGGUUCCCCGGAGUGCCCGACCUUCCCGGACUGCGGCUUCCAGCUCCCGGAAAGCGGCGUCAUCCUCACCUGCCUCGACUGCUUCCUCCGCGACGGCUCCCUCCACGGCUUCGAGUACGGCGUGCCACCCGCCGUCUUCCUCGCCAAGCUCCGCGGCGGCACCUGCACCACCGCCGGGUCCGACCCGCCGGACGCCGUGGUGCAUCGGGCAAUGUACCUCCUCCAGAACGGGUUCGGCAGCUACGACGUGUUCGAGAACAACUGCGAGGACUUCGCGCUCUACUGCAAGACCGGGCUGAUCCUGCCAUCCGAGGCGGGCAUCGGGAGGAGCGGUCAGGCGGCCUCCGCCGUCGGCGUGCCGCUGGCGGCGCUCUUCUCGACCCCGUUCAGGCUCAUGUCAGGCGGCCCGCUGGGCAUGUUCGCCGUCACGGCGGGGAUGUACUGCGCCGGCAGGUACAUCACCGACAUCGGCGUGAGGAAGGAUGUUGUGAAGAUCGAGGUGGAGAAACUGUCGGCGCAUCUCGGCUGGCGCCGCGCCAAGGCCGAGGAAGAGUCGGUGAAGAAACAGCAGCAGCCCGGUAAAGUUGUGGUGACGAGGCUGCUGCCGUUGAAGAGGAAACGUGGCUGUGAUUUACAAUUGCAGCCUGUGAAAUGAUCAGGAGCUACUAGCGGCUAUUGUGCUCCUUUGAGUUUGGUCCGUGUCGAUAGUUUGGAGUUUCUACUUUGCAGAAAUAAGCCAAUAAGGCCAAAUAGUAUAGUAUAUAGAUAUCCAAGGGUGAAGUGUGCUUUGAUAUAGUUAAGAAAUUUUACUUUUUGCAUCAUCACCUCAUAUUGUCAAUGAGUUUGCAUAGUUGGACGACCAUGUUAUAGUUGGUUAGGUUCACAUAUAUUGUCUGCAUUUGCUCUGUGAAUUGUCAUACAUCAAAUUUUCAAUAAAUUGUCUUUAUAAUAAAGGCUUUUGACUUUGUA